UUAGUUCAGAAGUGGUCGGCGGAGUGGACAUAACCUCCACACUGACUGAGGAAAACACGGUUUUGUCUGUAUUUAUUCGAUAAUACAGAUGACAUGAAAUAACUGCAUAGGCAUUGCAGCAGGAAGAUACAAGUAUGUUACGACAGGCAGUAAGAUUAUUCUUGGAGCAACAUAACAGAUUGACUUACAGUUGUUUACAAGGAAUUAUAAGAAGAAUACACAUGUUAAAUAUCAGUGAGGCACAAAUAAGAAAUGGAAAUGUGGUAAGAAAGUACAGUCACAAUGUCUGUUUAAGGUAUGUCCAUUCAACAGCUGUUUAUUGCAAUGACAAAAACAAUUUGAAAUAUGAAAGGAGUGGAAAUGUUGGGGAAAAGACUCAAGAUGGUGAUCAAUCAGGUGAUAUUAUUACAGAUAAACAUAAUGAUGAUGUAGCACUUUAUGGUAAAAUAGUAAACUACAAAGAUAAAAGUGAAAUAUCUGUUCAUAAAAAUGAAUUAGAUUUGAGUAACUUUAUAGAUGAACUUGACAGUGAUGCCAGUAAUGAUAAUCAUGAUGAUUCUUUUAAUAAUGAUGAUGAAGCAAUAGGAAGAGAGUUAGUACCUUUAAAAGGGCAGGAACUUGUAACUGUAAAAAAGAAUCGCAGGAAAUCAUUAGAUUUGAGUAACUUGAUAGAUAAACUUGACAGUGAUGCCAGUAAUGAUAAUCAUGAUGACUUUUUUGAUGAUGAUGAAACAGUAGGAAGAGAGUUAGUACCAUUAAAAGGGCAGGAACUUGAAACUGUAAGAAAGAAUCAUGGAAAAUCAUUGGUUACGACAAAUAUGUAUUAUAAACCAAAGUCAAUCACACAGUCUUUGUUGGAGGAAGAGGAAGAAGCAGCAGAUAUUGUUACUUCUGAAACAAAUUCUGAACUGGCAAGACUUGAAGAGGAAUAUAAUCUCGAUCUAGCAGAAAAAGGACAGCUAAAGGUUCCAGGAGUGAAAAAAGUUGAGAUACCAGCCCUUACAGAUGUAGGACCUAUUGUAAACGAUUCAGAAGUUCUCCAGAAGCUAGUACAAUUAGGAGUAGAUCUUUCAGUUGUUCAGAAGAAAGGAAUGAUUGAAGAUGUUUUGAAGAUGAAUUUUAAGAAGGAUGUAGGGCCCUAUAUCUGGACUUUGAAAGACAUUGGUGUGCCAGCAGAUAAACUUGGUGAGGUGUUCACAAGAUGUCCCUGGAUUUUCCAGCAAGAUGUAAACAAAUUGAGGGUGCGUAUUGAUUACCUCCGGUCAAAGAAGUUUACGAAAUCUGAUAUAGAAAACAUGAUUGACAAAGAUCCAAAGUUCUUGUUAAUACCUGUGGAAAAGGUUGAUGCUAAACUAGGAUUUCUACAACAGGAGUUCAGACUGACAGGAAAACAAGUGAGGGAGAAAGUGAGUGGACUGUCGAAGCUGAUUAUAGCCAAACCAGCAGUAAUCAAGGAGAGCAAGUUUUACAUGAAGAAGUUUCUUGGUUUUACAGACAGGGAGCUGAAGACCAUAUUCCUUGCAUAUCCUAAAAUCUUUCUCAAAAAUGUGGAUCAUACUUCCAACGCCUUCAACUAUCUUCAUAAUGUUAUGGAGUUACCGCAUGAAUUAAUUGCCAAGACUCCAAUAGCAAUGGACACUACACGCUACUUUCUGGAGAAUAGGCACCGAUUCCUUGUGAAAUGUGGACGAGCCCAGUAUGAUCCAACAAAGCCAAAUUACGUGUCGUUACAUGCUUUACUUACAGCGAAAGAGGAUAUUUGGUGUGUGGAAAUCGCCAAGGCAUCUGUUGCAGAAUAUAAUCAGUUUCUGCGAACGAUCUAGAAAUAAGAUUUAGUUUAAGCAGAUCACAUGACAUUAAUUGGAAUAGACAGACAUUUCAGUUUCAGAAACUUUGACAUCUUGAUUAGGUGAUGGGACUACCAAUUUAAAUGUCGAAACAUGGAAUUGAUAUUUUAGAAAUGAAUCUUGAUACCAUUUACGUUUAGGAAUCUAGUGUUUGUAGCAUGCAGACUUUUCACAUACUUAAAACGAAUAUCCAAAGAGAAAUAAUUAAAACUGCGAUUUUUAUCUUGUAUUUAGUUUUUUCCUUUACCAAUGUUUCAAUCGAUUGAAGUUGUAUGUACUUCUGAAGUUCUAGAUCUCUGAACAAAAUCGUCGAGGAGUGGCAGUUGUUAGAAUAGCAAGCAAUUUUAUGUUGCAUCACAACAUAUGUUUUUGGUGGGUAUUAAAGAUACAGUAAAAUGCACCAUAUAUGAUAACAUGAUGCUGUAAACAGUUGUUGUGACCUCUGCUUUACUGGCUUAAAAUAUCCCCUGCCGAAGGCAGAGGGAUAUUGUUUUGCCGUUGUCUGUCUGGCUA
This is a messenger RNA of Mercenaria mercenaria, 2360 nucleotides long. RefSeq names its product transcription termination factor 3, mitochondrial-like. The transcript is spliced from 6 exons. The coding region runs from base 135 to 1823 and encodes 562 amino acids. Gene Ontology annotation, cellular component: mitochondrion. Gene Ontology annotation, biological process: mitochondrial ribosome assembly; regulation of DNA-templated transcription. NCBI's taxonomy places the organism in Eukaryota, Metazoa, Mollusca, Bivalvia, Venerida, Veneridae. The record is from RefSeq and is a predicted model, not a curated record. Gene Ontology annotation, molecular function: double-stranded DNA binding.